Messenger RNA from Priapulus caudatus, 1041 nucleotides. Its product is annotated as putative sensory transducer protein. The transcript is spliced from 2 exons. Gene Ontology annotation, cellular component: membrane. Gene Ontology annotation, biological process: chemotaxis; signal transduction. Gene Ontology annotation, molecular function: transmembrane signaling receptor activity. The coding region runs from base 1 to 1041 and encodes 346 amino acids. NCBI's taxonomy places the organism in Eukaryota, Metazoa, Priapulida, Priapulimorpha, Priapulimorphida, Priapulidae. The record is from RefSeq and is a predicted model, not a curated record.
AUGCUUGAGGUGAAUAAAACCGCAGCAAACAUACUCGAUGGCUCAAGUGACGUGGCUAAACGUGCCACUGGUAACAAGAGUCGUGCUUCUGAGGAACUUAAACGUACUGAGCAUUCGACUGAAGUAAUCGUUGAGAUGAAAGAUGUGGCGAGUGAAGUAUCACAAGCUGCAAAAGAACAGCAGAAAGCUGCGGUGGUUUCUAAAGACGCAGUACAGACACUGUUCGAUAGGAUGGCAGAAGUGACGAAAUCUUCUGCACAACAGCAUGAAUCUGCAACCACCACAAUGGCGCGUGUUGCGGAGAUGGGUGAGACCGGCGGUAAGGUGGUAUCAACCUCAAAAGCUCAGGGAGAGAUGGUUGCCCGCGUAUCAGCCUCAAUGAACGAAAUGGUCGGCUCGGUACACGAAAUGGAUAAGGCGGUUAAGGAUGCAACAGAGCAUGGCAAAGCAUCGCUACAGUCCGCUGAGCAGGGUAGAGACUCUGUGUCUGCAACUGUGGCUGGUAUGAAGGCGAUUUCAGAAUCAUCUGAACAAAUAUCUGAAAUCAUCGACGUGAUUACCGAGAUUGCAGAACAGACCAACUUGCUUGCGCUAAACGCUGCGAUUGAGGCUGCCAGAGCCGGUGCACAUGGUAAAGGUUUCGCCGUGGUAGCCGAUGAGGCGAUUGCCAGGAAAACCGAUAACGGUGAACCGGUAAGUGUUGAAUUUAUGAGACGACGCCUCGAUCAUCUAGCUCCCCUGUUGACUGAUAAUGUAGCCAAAGACAAAAACGCAGAAGCGCUUGUUGAUCAGCCGACACUAGUAAGUGAAAGCCCAAGUGAAAGCUCAAGUGAAAUCUCAAGUGCAGAGAUUGAACCACCAGCAGAGCAAACAGAGCCCGUUAGUGUGCAGGUGCCUGAUGCACUUGAAACAGAAGACAGCUCUGAUGAUAUCGACCUUGAUAUGCUGCCAGAAUUCCUGGUUGAAUCCUACGAACAUCUUGAAGAGGUGGAAUCAUUACUGCUCAGUCUAGAAGAGACCCCUGAUGAUCAGAUACAAUGA